This is a messenger RNA of Aphidius gifuensis, 2208 nucleotides long. Its product is annotated as mRNA-capping enzyme-like. Bases 169 to 1956 code for a protein of 595 amino acids. The transcript is spliced from 3 exons. Gene Ontology annotation, biological process: 7-methylguanosine mRNA capping; protein dephosphorylation. Gene Ontology annotation, molecular function: ATP binding; mRNA 5'-triphosphate monophosphatase activity; protein tyrosine/serine/threonine phosphatase activity. The record is from RefSeq and is a predicted model, not a curated record. NCBI's taxonomy places the organism in Eukaryota, Metazoa, Arthropoda, Insecta, Hymenoptera, Braconidae.
AAUCUAACCUAUUGUGUCAAAUCAAAGUCUUGAUCCAUCUUGACUUUUACUCAUCUUCAACAACAGGCAAAAUAAUUUCUCCAGGUUGAUGUAAAAUAUCUUCAAGUAUGAUUAACUUGUCAUUGAAUUAAAAAAGUAUAAAAAAAUAAAAUUUAAAAAAACAAAUACAUGGGAGCAAAAAAAAAAAUAACAAGAACAAUGUCAAAUCGUAAUUCAGGAAAAGGUCCAAUACCAGAACGUUGGUUAAAUUGUCCAAGAAGAGCAGAACGUCUUAUUCACGAUAAAUUUUUAGCCUUCAAAACACCAUUAUCACAAGAUUUCGAUAAUGAAGUAUCUGAAGCAUAUCGUUUUAAUGUUGAUUUUUUAUUUAACAGUGUAAAAGAAAAUAAAUGGAAACUUGGUUUAUGGAUUGACUUGACAAAUACAUCACGUUUUUAUGACAGAAAAGAUGUUGAAUCAUAUGGCUGUCAGUACCUGAAAUUACCAUGUCGUGGACAUGGUGAAACACCAGAUGUACAAACAACACGUGCAUUUAUAGAAAAAUGUAAACAAUUUAUAUCACAACAUCCAUUAGAAAUAAUUGGUGUACAUUGUACACAUGGUUUUAAUAGAACUGGUUUUUUAAUAAUAAGUUAUUUGGUUGAAAAUAAAGAUAAUAGUCUUGAUGCUGCAAUGGCAAAAUUUUCAGCAGCAAGACCACCAGGUAUUUAUAAAAAUGAUUAUAUUAAAGAAUUAUAUAAACGUUAUGAAGAAGGUGAAACACCACCACCACCUCCACCACCAAGACCAGAUUGGUGUUUUGAAUAUGAUAAUAAUGACGAUGAUGAUGAUAAUGGAUUUAAUUCUGGUGGUAGUAAUUCCCCACCAGCAAAACGUCGUAAAACUGAAUUUAGACAUAAAAAUCCAGUAUUUAUGAAAGGUGUUCUUGGUGUAUCAUCAGUAUCAGAUAGGUCAAAAUUAUCACAUGUACAAAAAAGAGUACAAGAUAUAUGUAAAUGGACAAAAUCUGGAUUUCCAGGCUCACAACCAGUAUCAAUGGGACAUAAUAAUAUAAAAUUACUACAGGAUAUACCUUACAGAGUAUCAUGGAAAGCUGAUGGAACAAGAUAUAUGCUGUUGAUACAAGCAAAUGGUGAAUCAUUUUUUAUUGAUCGUGACAAUAGUGUUUUUAAAAUAGAUGUUAUUAAAUUUCCACAUUACAAAGAAACACAUAGGCUACUUUAUGAUACACUUCUUGAUGGGGAAAUGGUAAUUGAUCAUGCUGGUGGUAAAGAAUAUCCUCGUUAUCUUGCUUAUGAUAUAAUUAUGUAUGACAAUAUAGAUGUUUCAAAAUUAGGCUUUUAUCCUGAUCGUUAUAAUAUAAUAAAAUAUAAAGUUAUGGCUGGUCGUCAUAGAGCAAUAAGUGAACGUAAAUUAAUAAGAGAAAAAGAACCAUUUUCAAUACGUUUAAAAGAAUUUUGGCCAGUUAUGCAAGCUGAUCGUUUAUUAAGUGAUAAAUUUUCACAACAAUUAGGACAUGAACCAGAUGGUCUUAUAUUUCAACCAUCAAAAGAACCAUAUUGUCCAGGACAAUCAGAUAAAGUAUUAAAAUGGAAACCAUCAUCAUUAAAUUCAGUUGAUUUUAAACUUAAAAUUGUUAGGGAAAGUGGUCUGGGUAUUGUUCCUAAAAACGUUGGACAAUUAUUUGUUGGUUCACAAACAGUACCAUUUGCACAAAUUAAAAUUAAUAAAACAAUUAAAGAACUUGAUAAUAAAAUUAUUGAAUGUAAAUAUGAAAAUAGAAAAUGGGUAUUUAUACGUGAAAGAACUGAUAAAUCAUUUCCAAAUUCAUAUGAUACAGCAAUGUCUGUUUGGGAAACUAUUAGAGAUCCAAUUACAACUGAAUAUUUACUUUAUUUUAUACGUGAAAAGGAUUUGUUGAUAAUUCUGAUCUUAUGCCACUACCAGCUAAAUUAGAAUCAAAUAGUUCAUCAUCAAAAUAUGUUCAUCAUAAUCAAAGACGAUAUUGUUUAGUUAUUUAAUUAUCUAUUUAAUUUAAAUUUCUUUUAUUUUGUUACAAAAAUAAUUGAUUGUUUUUUCUUCCCCAUUUUGCAUGGUUCAAAUUGACCUAGGUACAAGAAAAAACAAAACGUAUACAAACUGUCAUUUAAAAAACAAAUGUAAUUGAGAUUUAAAUAAAAAAAAAAAGACGUUUACUUUACUAUUAAA